This is a messenger RNA of Emiliania huxleyi CCMP1516, 1347 nucleotides long. RefSeq lists its product as hypothetical. Lineage: Eukaryota; Haptophyta; Isochrysidales; Noelaerhabdaceae. The transcript is spliced from 5 exons. The record is from RefSeq and is a predicted model, not a curated record. The coding region runs from base 1 to 1347 and encodes 448 amino acids. Gene Ontology annotation, molecular function: antiporter activity. Gene Ontology annotation, cellular component: membrane. Gene Ontology annotation, biological process: proton transmembrane transport.
AUGGAAUACCGAACGUUAGUUAUCUUCUCUGGUCUCAUCUUUGCGUACUCCAACGUGAGCGGCGCCCUUGCAUCGCAUCCGGUGAACGGUGCUCUGGUGUUUGUGGUGGUUGGUGUUUGCCUCGGCCCGGUCGUGCUCGGCUGGCUCGACUUUUCUAUCGGCGACGAAGCGGUUCGCGAGGGGCUGAGCCUGGUUGCAGAGGUGACGCUCGCACUGGUUCUGUUCAGCGACGCAGCGAGCGCCAACCUACUCGUGCUCCGCCAUUCGUACAGGCUGCCUGUCCGGCUGCUUUUGGUAGGGCUUCCGCUCACAAUCAUCCUCGGAGCAGGAGUCGGUUACCUCCUAUUUGGUGACACUCUCUCGCCGCUGGAGGUUUUCGUCCUGGCAACCAUGCUUGCGCCCACCGAUGCUGCACUGGGGAAGGCAGUGGUCACUGACAGCCGCGUGCCAUCCUACAUUCGAGAGGCGCUCAACCUCGAGAGCGGCUUGAAUGACGGGAUAUGCGUGCCGGUGCUCUUCAUCUUCCUCGCGCUCGUCAGCCCGGAGCGUGAGGAGCACGGCCGCCCUGCGGACCUCGCCCUGCGGCUGACUGCGGAGGCGAUUGGUAUCGGCGCUGUCGUCGCCGUGGCCAUCACCGGGCCCGCCGUCUGGCUCUUCGAGCGGUGUGAAUCGCGGCAGUGGGUCGGGGAGAGCUGGGAGGAGGCCGCGGUGCCGUCGUUGGCGGUAGCUUGCUUUGCCAGCGCUCAGUGGUUUGGAGGGAGCGGCUUCAUCUCGUGCUUCAUCGGCGGAUUGUUGUUUGGUCGGCUCAUCCCUCUGCCCGAGCACAAGGCACGGCUUCUCGAGGCAGCGGAGAGCGCAGGCGACGUCUUGGCCCUCGUGACAUGGGUCCUUUUCGGCGCGGUGCUCAUUGACGACAGCAUGGCAGAGGUCACCUCGUGGCAAGUCGUUGCCUACGCUCUGCUCAGCCUGACCGUUGUGCGUAUCUUGCCUGUCGUUGUCGCUCUCUCGGGGACACGGCUGAAGACUAACGAGAAGAUAUUCAUUGGCUGGUUCGGCCCCCGCGGGCUUGCAAGCGUUGUCUUUACCAUCCUCGUGAUGGACGAGAGGGACCUACCAGGAGGCAAAACUAUUGUGGUUGCUGUUGCAUGCUCUGUGCUCUUGCACGGAAUGAGUGCCAAUCCCCUCGUCGCUGCGCUCGAGGCGAGUCUCCGGGACAAGCACCAGCGGGGCGUUGCCGGCGCAAAAACCGACGCAGGACCAGUAGCUAGCCCAGAGGCGCGCCCCAGGCCGUACUCCUACUCACUGCAGGAUGCACGCCUCUCGAGUGGGAAGAGUAGCAUGCGAUGA